AAAGAGGAUUGUGAGAAAACAAAGAGGAUAUUCUUUUAUUUCUCUUGCGGUUUUAGAAAUUGAGACGAAAGAAACGCUGUUUUUAUAUUUGUAUUCGUUGUGGUGGAAGUUAUUUUUGGGUUUAGCAUUUUCCUUCCUUCUCUGUUGGAAAGAAAAAGAAAAAGGGUUUUGCAGACUUGUGUGGAAUUGGAUUUGAAAGCGCCAAUUUGUCACCGCCCAAUUCCAAGUGGCGUCGUUAUGUAUUGUCUUCCUCCUUCACACUCACUCUUCUUCACAAUGGAUAAUCAGAGGUCCAUGUCUCUCCUUCAGUUUAUAGGUGAUGAAGGACUCGUUCCCUCUCCACAAGAGGAACAGAAAAGGAAAAACGUUAUUGACAGCCUCAAACAGAUAGUCUCAUCAUGGAUCAAAGAGGUUGCACGGCGGCAUCGGUUGCCAAAACACCACAUUGAUCUUACUUCUGCCACCAUAUUGACAUAUGGUUCUUAUGGCCUUCGAGUUCACACCUCAGUGUCUGACAUUGAUGCUUUGUGUGUUGCUCCUUUCUUUGCCUCCAUUGCAGAAGACUUUUUUGUUCUUCUUCACCGCAUUCUCAAAACUAGACCUGAAGUAUCACAGAUUCACUGUGUCAAGACUGCUAAAGUCCCUCUUAUGCGCUUUAAAUUUGAUGGCAUUUCCAUUGAUCUUCCAUAUGCUCGCCUUAAUGUACUCUAUGUUCCCGAGAAUGUAGACAUACUAAACCCAUUCUUCAUGAGGAAUAUUGACGAUACCAGCUGGAGAAGCUUGUCUGGGGUGCGAGCAAAUAAACGCAUUCUUCAACUAGUUCCAAAUGUUGAGAAUUUUCAAUAUACACUCCGAUGUCUUAAAUUAUGGGCAAAACGACGUGGAGUAUAUGGAACUUUACUUGGUUAUUUGGGAGGAGUUCAUUUGGCGGUUCUUGCAGCUUAUGUUUGUCAAAGGCAUCCUGAUGCCACCUUAAAUGCUCUAAUUGUGAACUUUUUUCGAAUAUUUGCAUUUUGGCGUUGGCCUACACCAGUAAUAUUGCAGGAAGGAAUGUUGCUAACAACUGUAGAUGUUAUUGACACACGAUCUUGCAUGCCUAUUUGGCUGCCUUCUGGACCUUACGAGUAUUGUCAUUCAAAUAUAACUAGAAGCACAUUCUACAGGAUCAAGGCUGAGUUUAUGCGAGGACAUAUUAUGACAAGGGAUAUUUUGAAGACAGAUUUCCAUUGGGAUAAUAUAUUUGAGCCUUUUCCAUACUCAAAGAUAUAUUCUCGAUUUGUCAAGAUUUAUCUCUCUACUCCUGAUCAAUGUCAACUUGGAGACUGGGUUGGAUGGGUCAAGUCACGCUUUCGAGGUUUUCUUGCCAUUCUGGAAGGGGUCGAAGGUUUUUGUGAUCCUAAUCCUACAGAAUAUGUUGCCAAUGAGAAAACAGAGCCAAAUGUGGCGUUCUACUGGGGAUUACAACCUAGCAGGAACAAUUUCGUUGACAUAGAUUUUCUAGAGAGAGAGUUCAUGAAAAUUAUUAACAAUGGCUACGAGUGUUCUCAUGGAAAGAUGGAGUUGUCUAUCCUCUUGGACCCACAACUUCCAAAGAAUGCUCAAUUUGAUGAUGAGACUGUUAAGGGUAGAAAAACAUUAUGGAAAAUAAUUGAUCAUGAUAAUAAGAAAAGUAGUCAAUGGCCAUGUGACACCUAGUGGCGAAUCUGAGUGCUUCAGUUCUGGUGGUUAAAUUUAUUUUUAUCUAUCUGCUUCCAGUUUGAUGUAGCUAUGGAUGUAUAUAGCCAAUUAGCCAUGUACAUUAUUCUCCUUCCACUUUUAUGUAUUUUAGCUUCCGGCUGGUUGUAGUAGGAGCAUGAGUCACACGGAAUCGGUUGAUUGAGUAGUAGUCUUUAGUGUUUGUUUUGUCCACACCGAAGACAUUUUUGGAAAGUUAGAGUUAGAAGGAUUAAGGAAAUGCAUAGACAUUUUUUCUUUCUUUCAGUUUCAUACUUUGUUAGGCCAAAUGAUUAGAUGGAACUUGAUAAGUUACCCCUUGUUUUGGCAUAGUAUUUUUUCAACUAAUAUGACAAUGGCUCAUGAAAAA
Molecule: messenger RNA, 2083 nt
Organism: Cicer arietinum (chickpea)
Lineage: Eukaryota; Viridiplantae; Streptophyta; Magnoliopsida; Fabales; Fabaceae
Product: nuclear poly(A) polymerase 3
Biological process (GO): RNA 3'-end processing
Cellular component (GO): nucleus
Molecular function (GO): poly(A) RNA polymerase activity; RNA binding
Source: RefSeq, a predicted model, not a curated record